Molecule: messenger RNA, 810 nt
Organism: Mytilus trossulus (common blue mussel)
Lineage: Eukaryota; Metazoa; Mollusca; Bivalvia; Mytilida; Mytilidae
Exons: 4
Coding region: 143-715 (190 amino acids)
Source: RefSeq, a predicted model, not a curated record
CACUUUCUGAUGAAGGCGUUUAAUGACAAGUAUUAAAGUUAGUAUAUAUAUAAAAGGACAUUUGAUUUAGCAUCGUACAUGAUCAGUGAUCUACCAAAUAUCUACACCAUUAAAGCUGUAAAUUGUACUGGGAACCACAAUCAUGAAGAUGUCAAUAGUAUCAAGUAUCAUCUGUCUAGUUAUAGCUGUGGAUCUUACAUUUGCAGUACCAACUGCCCACAGACAAAAAAGAUGGGAUUGGUUUUCGAGGGCAAGAGAAUUGUAUAAAAAUGCCAGAGAUCACAUAAGUGAUGCCGUUGAUACCGCUGGAGAUGUGGCUGAUACCAUAGGGGUUCAUGCACGGGAACACCUAAAUCUCGCUGCAGACCAUUUAGAAGACCUAGGCGUCCCACGUGAAAGAAUUAACGAGACAGGCAAAAGAAUAAAUAAUAUAACAAGUCAGGUGGUUCAGAGAGGACAGGACAUAAUUGAGAAUGGUCAGAAUGGACUUUCCAGAGUAGCAGAACACGCAAUGAAAAAAGCAAUGGAAGCUAUCGAAAACAAUAGAGAUUUUCUAGAAAACAGUCAUAAGCAUAUUUCGAGAGUAGCCGAUUCUAUGGCAGACAUAUUCGGCAAUUUCCGGGAUUUGGUCAACAACCGACGGAAUCAACAAGAACCAUCAAGCAAUUCUAGAUUGACACUAAUCACUGACGAUGACGUAAAAGUGAUUCAUUGAACAUUUGAAAUUUGAAGUCGGAAAUAAUUUGUAUUCGACAACUUUAUACAUUAUAUUCUUUUUCCUUACUCUAUCAAUAAAACCAUCAAAUUAUA